Messenger RNA from Aspergillus melleus, 465 nucleotides. RefSeq names its product superoxide dismutase SOD1 (gene sod1). The coding region runs from base 1 to 465 and encodes 154 amino acids. Gene Ontology annotation, biological process: removal of superoxide radicals. The transcript is spliced from 5 exons. Gene Ontology annotation, molecular function: superoxide dismutase activity; copper ion binding. The record is from RefSeq and is a predicted model, not a curated record. NCBI's taxonomy places the organism in Eukaryota, Fungi, Ascomycota, Eurotiomycetes, Eurotiales, Aspergillaceae.
AUGGUCAAGGCUGUUGCUGUCCUCCGUGGUGACUCCAAGGUCUCCGGCACCGUCACCUUCGAGCAGGCCGAUGCUAACGUCCCCACCACCAUCUCGUGGAACAUCACUGGCAACGACGCCAACGCCGAGCGUGCCUUCCACGUUCACCAGUUCGGUGACAACACCAACGGCUGCACCUCCGCCGGCCCUCACUUCAACCCCUUCGGCAAGCCCCACGGUGCCCCCGAUGACUCCGACCGUCACGUCGGUGACCUUGGUAACUUCAAGACCGACGCUGAGGGUAACGCCGUCGGCUCCAAGCAGGACAAGCUUGUUAAGCUGAUUGGCUCCGAGAGCGUUCUUGGCCGCACCCUGGUCGUCCACUCCGGUACUGAUGACCUUGGCCGUGGUGGCAACGAGGAGUCCAAGAAGACUGGUAACGCUGGUACCCGCCCUGCUUGCGGUGUCAUCGGCAUUGCUGCGUAA